CUCCCCGCCGGCGGCCGUGGAUGCCGCGCUGCCCGCGGCACCGGGCGUGCCUCCCCUCCCCUCCGUCCCCUCCCUCCCCUCCCCUGGGCGGGCGGCGGGGCCGGCGGGGCCGGGGCUCCGCGGGCGCUGAGCGGCGCAGCCCCGCCGCGGCGCGGGACCGCUGCGAGGAGCCGAGCGGUGCGAGCCGCCCGCGCAGUCCUGCAGGAGGCGCCGGGCGCUGCGCGGCGCUCGGGACCCGGAGCGCUCCUCUCCGCCUCUCCUCGCCCUGGGGUGGUUCUUUGGCGCUGUCCUUAGCCCCGCUGCCGCUCGGAGGACACGGUCGCAGCCGAGAAGAGCCGCCGGGGGUUUUGCGUGAGUGUGUGUGUGUGGGGAAUAACCGCAGACAUGACUGCGUGGAGGAAAUUCGAGUCUCUGCUGGUUUUCUGCGCGGGGCUCCUCACUGCAGCUCAGGGUCAGAACUGUGGAGGCUUAGUACAGGGACCAAAUGGUACUAUAGAAAGUCCUGGAUUUCCUCAUGGUUAUCCAAAUUAUGCCAACUGCACGUGGAUCAUUAUCACAGGAGAACGUAACAGGAUACAAUUGUCAUUUCAUACUUUUGCCCUCGAGGAAGAUUUUGAUAUUUUGUCAAUUUACGAUGGACAGCCACAGCAAGGCAAUUUAAAAGUGAGGUUAUCUGGCUUUCAGCUUCCAUCAUCUAUUGUGAGCACAGGAUCUAUCCUCACCCUCUGUUUCACCACAGAUUUUGCUGUCAGUGCUCAAGGCUUCAAAGCUAUCUAUGAAGUAUUACCUAGUCAUACUUGUGGCAACCCAGGAGAGAUACCUAAAGGAGUACUUCAUGGAACCAGAUUCAACAUUGGAGAUAAAAUCCGAUAUAGCUGUAUCUCUGGUUACAUCCUAGAAGGCCAUGCCAUGUUGACAUGUAUUGUGAGUCCUGGAAAUGGUGCAUCAUGGGAUUUUCCAGUUCCUUUUUGCAGAGCUGAAGGAGCUUGUGGAGGGACACUACGUGGGACAAGCGGAACUAUUUCAAGUCCUCACUUCCCUUCCGAGUAUGAAAAUAAUGCUGAUUGCACCUGGACCAUAUUGGCUGAACCAGGAGAUACUAUUGCUUUGGUCUUUACUGACUUCCAGUUAGAAGAAGGAUAUGACUUCUUAGAGAUCAGUGGAACAGAAGCACCAUCAAUAUGGUUGACUGGUAUGAAUCUACCUUCUCCUGUUAUCAGCAGUAAGAACUGGUUACGACUCCAUUUUACAUCUGACAGCAACCACCGACGAAAGGGAUUUAAUGCUCAGUUCCAAGUGAAAAAAGCAAUUGAACUGAAAUCAAGAGGAGUCAAGAUGUUGCCCAGCAAAGACAGUAACCACAAAAAUUCCGUCUUGACCCAGGGUGGGGAUGCAAUUGCAUCUGAUACAUGUCCUGAUCCUGGAAUUCCUGAAAAUGGGAAAAGGGUGGGCUCUGACUUCAGGGUGGGUGCGAGUGUACAGUUUUCCUGUGAAGAUAAUUAUGUGCUGCAAGGUUCUAAGAGCAUCACUUGUCAGAGAGUGACAGAUACACUGGCUGCCUGGAGUGACCACAGGCCAAUUUGCAGAGCGAGAACAUGUGGUUCUAAUUUACGUGGACCAAGUGGGAUUAUUACAUCACCAAAUUAUCCAGUUCAAUAUGAAGACAACGCACACUGCGUGUGGGUCAUUACAACAACUGACCCAGAAAAGGUCAUAAAGCUUGCUUUUGAAGAGUUUGAACUGGAAAGAGGCUAUGAUACUCUUACUGUUGGAGAUGCUGGAAAAGUUGGUGAUACCAGAACAGUGUUGUAUGUACUCACUGGAUCUAGUGUUCCUGAUCUUAUUGUGAGCAUGAGCAACCAGAUGUGGCUUCAUUUACAAUCUGAUGACAGCAUUGGCUCACCAGGAUUCAAAGCCGUUUAUCAAGAAAUUGAGAAAGGAGGUUGUGGAGACCCUGGAAUUCCAUCAUAUGGAAAAAGGAGUGGCAGCAGUUUUCUGCAUGGAGACACACUUACCUUUGAAUGUCAAGCAGCUUUUGAACUGGUGGGAGAGAGAACGAUUACAUGUCAACAAAACAACCAGUGGUCUGGCAACAAACCCAGCUGUGUUUUCUCAUGUUUCUUCAACUUCACCACACCGUCUGGAAUUAUUCUUUCUCCAAAUUAUCCUGAGGAGUAUGGGAACAAUAUGAACUGUGUUUGGUUAAUUAUCUCAGAGCCAGGAAGCAGAAUCCAUCUGAUUUUCAACGACUUUGAUGUAGAACCUCAAUUUGACUACCUUACAGUGAAAGAUGAUGGGAUUUCAGAUCUACCACCUCUUGGCACAUUUUCUGGCAAUGAGGUCCCUUCUCAGUUGGCUAGCAGUGGGCACAUAGUAAGACUUGAAUUUCAGUCAGAUCACUCUACCACUGGAAGAGGAUUUAAUAUCACUUACACAACUUUUGGUCAGAAUGAGUGCCAUGAUCCAGGCAUUCCUAUAAAUGGGAGGCGUUUUGGAGACAGAUUCCUUCUGGGAAGUUCUGUUUCCUUCCACUGUGAUGACGGCUUUGUGAAGACCCAAGGCUCUGAAUCCAUAACAUGUAUUAUGCAAGAUGGAAACGUAGUAUGGAGCUCUACUGUCCCACGUUGUGAAGCACCAUGUGGUGGACAUUUGACAGCAUCAAGUGGCGUUAUCUUACCACCAGGGUGGCCAGGAUAUUAUAAGGACUCACUUAAUUGUGAAUGGGUAAUUGAAGCAAGACCAGGACAUUCCAUUAAGAUCACUUUUGACAGAUUUCAGACUGAAGUUAAUUAUGAUACUUUGGAAGUCAGAGAUGGGCCAGCUAACUCGUCACCAUUAAUUGGAGAAUACCAUGGAACACAAGCACCCCAGUUCCUUAUCAGUACUGGAAAUUACAUGUAUCUGCUGUUCACUACAGACAACAGUCGUUCCAGCGUUGGUUUCCUAAUUCACUAUGAGAGUGUUACUCUGGAAUCAGAUUCCUGCCUCGACCCAGGGAUUCCUGUGAAUGGCCAUCGCCAUGGUAACAACUUUAAUAUCCGCUCCACCGUAACUUUUAGCUGUGAUCCAGGGUAUACACUCAGUGAUGAAGAACCACUCAUAUGUGAAAGAAACCAUCAGUGGAAUCAUGCAUUACCCAGCUGUGAUGCUUUAUGUGGUGGAUAUAUUCAUGGGAAGAGUGGAACAGUUCUUUCUCCAGGUUUUCCUGAUUUUUAUCCAAACUCUUUAAACUGCACUUGGACUAUUGAAGUGUCACAUGGCAAGGGUGUACAGCUGGUUUUUCAUACCUUUCACCUUGAGAGCUCUCAUGACUAUUUGCUCAUCACUGAAGAUGGCAGCUUCACAGAACCAGUAGCCAGGUUGACUGGCUCCGUCUUACCCCCUACAAUUAAAGCUGGCCUCUUUGGAAAUUUUACUGCACAGCUUCGAUUUAUAUCUGAUUUUUCAAUUUCUUAUGAAGGAUUCAACAUAACAUUUUCAGAGUAUGAUCUGGAGUCAUGUGAUGAUCCUGGUGUUCCUGCCUUCAGUAGGCGAAUUGGUUUUCAUUUUGGUGUUGGAGAUUCUUUGAUCUUUUCUUGUUUCCCCGGAUAUCGCCUGGAAGGUGCUAAUAAACUUACCUGCCUGGGAGGUGGUCGGCGUGUAUGGAGUGCACCUCUGCCAAGGUGUGUGGCUGAAUGUGGAGCAACUGUCUCUGCAAAUGAAGGAACCUUGCUGUCUCCAAAUUUUCCAUCUAAUUAUGACAACAACCAUGAAUGUAUCUAUAAAAUUGAAACAGAGGCUGGAAAAGGGAUCCAUCUCAGAGCCAGGAGCUUUCAGCUGCAUGAGGGAGAUAUUGUUAAGGUGUAUGAUGGAAAAGACAGUUCUUCACGCUCUCUGGGAUCCUUCACCAAAAAUGACAUGAUGGGAGUUAUCCUUAAUAGCACCUCUAACCAUUUGUGGAUAGAGUUUAACACCAAUGGAUCUGAUACUGACCAAGGAUUUCAGCUCACUUACACGAGUUUUGACCUAGUGAAGUGUGAAGAUCCUGGCAUACCAAAUUAUGGCUACAAGAUCCGAGAUGAAGGACAUUUUAUAGACACUGUCAUUUUAUACAGCUGUAAUCCUGGCUAUACAAUGCAUGGUAGUAGUAUUAUGACCUGCUUAAGCGGAGAUCGAAGAGUUUGGGACAAACCUUUGCCUGCUUGCAUAGCUGAGUGUGGUGGUCGAAUUCAUGCUGCUACAUCGGGGCGCAUUUUGUCCCCUGGUUACCCAGCACCAUAUGACAACAAUCUUCAUUGCACUUGGAUUAUCGAAGCAGAUCCAGGAAAGACAAUAAGUCUGCAUUUUAUUGUUUUUGACACUGAGGUUGCUCAUGACAUCUUGAAGGUAUGGGAUGGGCCUAUUGAGAGCAGCAUACUUCUGAAAGAAUGGAGUGGCUCAGCCCUUCCAGAGGAUAUUCACAGCACUUUCAACUCAUUAACAUUACAAUUUGACAGUGAUUUCUUCAUCAGCAAAUCGGGCUUCUCCAUUCAGUUUUCAACUUCUAUUGCAUCAACCUGUAACGAUCCUGGGACACCACAGAAUGGCACUAGAUACGGAGACAGCAGAGAGCCUGGAGACACUACCACCUUUCAAUGUGACCCUGGCUACCAACUUCAAGGACAGGCUAAAAUUACAUGUGUGCAACUGAAUAACCGAUUCUUCUGGCAACCUGAUCCUCCUACAUGCAUAGCUGCAUGUGGAGGAAACCUGACAGGCCCAGCAGGAGUUAUUUUAUCACCUAACUAUCCACAGCCUUAUCCUCCUGGAAAAGAAUGUGACUGGAGAAUAAAAGUAAACCCUGACUUUGUCAUUGCCUUGAUAUUCAAAAGUUUCAGUAUGGAACCCAGUUAUGAUUUUCUACAUAUUUAUGAAGGGGAAGAUUCCAACAGUCCUCUAAUUGGGAGUUUUCAAGGCUCACAGGCUCCUGAAAGAAUAGAGAGCAGUGGUAACAGUCUGUUUCUGGCUUUUCGCAGUGAUGCUUCUGUUGGAAUGUCAGGAUUUGCCAUUGACUAUAAAGAAAAGCCACGGGAAGCUUGUUUUGAUCCUGGAAACAUCAUGAAUGGGACAAGAAUCGGAACAGACUUUAAGCUUGGUUCAACUAUUACUUACCAGUGUGAUUCUGGAUAUAAGAUUAUUGAUCCUUCAACUAUAACUUGUGUAAUUGGUGCAGAUGGAAAGCCAGCAUGGAACAGAGCAUUGCCAUCUUGUAAUGCACCAUGUGGAGGGCAGUAUACUGGAUCAGAGGGAGUGGUUUUAUCACCAAGUUAUCCUCAUAAUUACACUGCUGGACAGACUUGCCAUUAUUCAAUAACUGUACCUAAAGAAUUUGUUGUGUUUGGACAAUUUGCCUAUUUUCAGACAGCUUUGAAUGAUGUGGCAGAAUUAUUUGAUGGAGAAAACUCUCAGGCUAGACUUCUUAGUUCACUGUCUGGAUCCCACUCAGGAGAGACAUUGCCUUUGGCUACAUCUAAUCAAAUUCUUCUGCGAUUCAGUGCUAAGAGUGGGGCAUCAGCCAGGGGGUUCCACUUUGUUUACCAAGCUGUUCCACGCACAAGUGAUACACAGUGUAGCUCAGUUCCAGAGCCUAGGUAUGGAAGGAGAAUCGGCUCCGAGUUUUCAGCAGGCUCUGUUGUUCGAUUUGAGUGUAGUCCUGGCUAUCUGCUACAAGGCUCAAAAGCUAUCCGAUGUCAGUCUGUACCUAAUGCCUUAGCUCAGUGGAAUGACACAGUACCAAGCUGUGUAGUGCCAUGCAGUGGGAAUUUUACUGAGAGGAGAGGUACUAUUCUUUCACCAGGUUACCCUGAACCUUAUGGUAACAGCUUGAAUUGUGUGUGGAAAAUCAUAGUGACUGAGGGAUCAGGUAUUCAGAUCCAGGUCAUCAGCUUUGCCACUGAACAUAAUUGGGACUCUCUUGAAAUAUACGAUGGUGGAGAUAUGACAGCACCACGUCUUGGGAGCUUUUCAGGUACAACUGUGCCAGCAUUGUUGAAUAGCACUUCCAAUCAACUUUACCUGCAUUUUCACUCUGACAUUAGUGUGGCAGCAGCUGGUUUUCACCUGGAAUACAAAACUGUAGGCCUUGCUGCCUGUCCAGAACCAGUAAUUCCUAGCAAUGGGAUCAAAUCAGGAGAUAGAUAUAUGGUGAAUGAUGUUUUGUCAUUUCAGUGUGAGCCAGGAUAUACAUUACAGGGCCGUUCUCAUAUUUCUUGCAUGCCAGGAACAGUUCGACGCUGGAACUAUCCACCUCCUCUCUGCAUUGCUAAAUGUGGUGGAACACUAACAAACAUGGGUGGUGUGAUCCUGAGCCCAGGUUUUCCUGGAAAUUACCCUAGUAACUUAGACUGUACAUGGAAAAUUUUAUUGCCUAUUGGAUAUGGUGCACACAUUCAGUUUCUGAAUUUCUCUACUGAAGCAAAUCAUGAUUUCCUUGAAAUUCAGAAUGGGCCUUACCACACCAGCUCUAUGAUCGGCCAGUUUAGUGGAACAGAACUCCCAUCACCCUUACUAAGUACCACUCACGAAACACUGGUCCAUUUUUACAGUGAUCACUCAGAAAACAGGCAAGGAUUUAAGUUGACAUACCAAGCUUACGAGUUACAGAACUGCCCUAAUCCUCCUCCUUUUUUGAACGGAUAUAUAGUCAACUCCGAUUACAGUGUGGGUCAGUCGGUAUCAUUUGAAUGCUAUCCUGGGUAUGUUUUGAGGGGUCAGCCUGUUAUCACAUGCCAACAUGGAAUCAACAGAAAUUGGAACUAUCAUUUCCCCAGAUGUGAAGCUCCUUGUGGCUAUAAUGUGACUGCUCAGAAUGGUACAGUUUAUUCCCCAGGAUUUCCAGAUGAAUACCCAAAUUCCAAGGACUGUACUUGGUUAAUUAUUGUACCUCCAGGCCAUGGGAUUUAUAUCAACUUUACCUUACUCCAGACUGAACCUGUGAAUGACUACAUUGCAGUUUGGGAUGGUCCUGACCAUAAUUCGCCUCAGCUGGGAGUUUUCAGUGGGAACACAGCUCUGGAAACAGCUUACAGUUCCACCAAUCAAGUCCUCCUCAAAUUUCACAGUGAUUUUUCAACAGGAGGAUUCUUUGUCCUCAAUUUUCACGCUUAUCAGCUGAAGAAGUGCCAGCCUCCGCCCACAGUUCCACAUGCAGAUUUGUUUACAGAAGAUGAUGACUUUGAAAUAGGAGAUUUUGUGAAGUACAAGUGCCAUCCUGGUUUCACCCUUGUUGGACAAGAUAUAUUAACCUGCAAACUGAAUGCACAGUUGCAGUUUGAAGGAUCCUCUCCAUUUUGUGAAGCACAAUGUCCAGCAAAUGAAAUCCGUACAGAAUCAUCAGGAGUGAUCCUCAGUCCAGGUUACCCAGGCACCUAUCCCAAUUCUCAGACCUGUUCUUGGACUAUAAAGGUUGAGCCAGGAUAUAACAUCUCCAUCUUUGUAGAAAUGUUUCAAAGUGAAAAGCAAUUUGAUGAGCUGGAGGUAUUCGACGGUUCUUCUGGGCAAAGCCCUUUACUGGUUGCUUUAAGUGGAAAUCAUACCGGACAACUGAACUUUACAAGCAAAAUGAAUCAGCUAUAUCUUCGCUGGUCAACUGAUCAUGCAACCAGCAAGAAAGGAUUCAAGAUCCGUUACUCAGCUCCCUAUUGCAGCUUAAACCCUAUCUUGAGAAACGGUGGAAUUGUAAAUAAAACAGGUGGUCCUGCUGGAAGUAAAGUUCGCUAUUACUGCAAACCUGGGUAUAGAAUGAUUGGUCACAAUAAUGCGACAUGCAGGCGUCACCAAAAUGGCAUGUACCAGUGGGAUUCUCCUGUGCCAAUCUGCCACGCUGUGUCUUGUGGUAUUCCUGACUCCCCUGGGAAUGGUUCAGUUAUAGGUAAUGAAUUCACUUUGGGCAGUAGAUUGAUAUAUGAAUGUAAUGAGGGCUUCAAGCUAGAAUCCAGUCAACAAGCAACAGCAGUGUGUCAAGAAGAUGGAUUAUGGAGCAACAAAGGGAGGCCACCUGUUUGCAAAUCUGUAACUUGUCCCAGCAUAGAGACUCUGCUCUCAGAACAUGUUGUCUGGAGACUGAUUUCUGGGUCACUGAAUGAGUAUGGAGCUCAAGUCAUGCUCAGCUGCAGUCCUGGAUAUUACUUAUUGGGUCGAAGACUCAUACAGUGCCGGACUAAUGGAACCUGGAGCGUAGGCAAUGAAAGGCCAAGUUGUAAGGUUAUCUCCUGUGGUGGUCUUCCGUCUCCACCAAAUGGAAAUAAGAUUGGAACCUUAACAGUGUAUGGAGCUACUGCAAUAUUCACCUGUAACACAGGAUACACAUUAGUUGGUUCUCACGUGAGAGAAUGCUUGGCAAACGGUCUCUGGAGUGGUACUGAAACCCAAUGCCUAGCUGGUCACUGUGGUUCUCCGGACCCAAUUGUAAACGGUCAUAUUAGUGGAGAUGGUUUCAGUUAUCGCGAUACCGUAGUCUACCAGUGUAAUCCUGGCUUUCGACUUGUUGGUACAUCUGUCAGAAUUUGCCUACAGGAUCACAAGUGGUCUGGACAAACUCCUGUUUGUGUCCCAAUCACAUGUGGACAUCCUGGGAAUCCAGCUCAUGGAAUGACUAAUGGCAGUGAGUUCAAUCUAAAUGAUGUUGUAAAUUUUACUUGCAACACUGGGUACUUACUUCAGGGUGCUUCUCGAGCACAGUGCCGAAGCAAUGGGCAGUGGAGUAGCCCUUUACCCAGCUGCCGAGUGGUGAACUGUUCUGAUCCUGGCUUUGUGGAAAAUGCAAUUCGGCACGGACAGCAGAAUUAUCCUGAAAGUUUCAAGUACGGAACAAGUGUGGCAUACCAUUGCAAGAAGGGCUUUUAUCUGUUGGGCUCAUCUGCUUUGACCUGUAAAGCUACUGGCUUAUGGGAUAGGUCACUACCAAAGUGUUUGUCCAUUUCUUGUGGACAUCCUGGGGUACCUGCCAAUGCAGUUCUUUCAGGAGACAAAUUUACAUAUGGCUCCAUAAUUCACUAUUCUUGCACAGCGGGUCGAAGACUGAUAGGAAAUUCUACUAGGGAGUGCCAAGAAGAUAGCCACUGGAGUGGGACUCUCCCUCACUGUUCAGGAAAUAAUCCUGGCUAUUGCGAUGAUCCAGGAGUACCAGCUCAUGGGUCUAGACUAGGGGAUGAGUUCAAAAUAAAAAGUCUGCUACGUUUCUCAUGUGAAAUGGGUUAUCAGCUGAGAGGAUCUGCAGAACGAACAUGCCUGCUUAAUGGUUCCUGGUCAGGUAUACAGCCUGUGUGUGAAGCUGUAUCUUGUGGGAACCCUGGCACCCCAGCCAAUGGUAUGAUAAUAUACACUGAUGGAAUAUUAUUCUCCAGCUCAGUCAUUUAUGCCUGCUGGGAAGGUUACAAAACUUCAGGGCUAACUACUAGACAUUGUACUGCUAAUGGGACAUGGACUGGCACGGCUCCAGACUGCACAGUGAUCAGCUGUGGAGAUCCAGGUGCAUUAGCAAAUGGCAUUCAGUUUGGAAAUGAUUUUACCUUUAAUAAGACAGUCAGCUAUCAGUGCAAUCCAGGAUACUUGAUGGAGCCUGCCAGUUCAUCUACCAUGCGUUGCAUAAAAGACAGCACUUGGAACCAGAGUAAACCAAUUUGCAAAGCUAUUACCUGUGGCCCCCCUCCACCGGUACUCUAUGGGAAAGUGGAAGGAUCUGAUUAUCGCUGGGGUGCCAGCGUGAGUUACAGCUGUGCAGAAGGCUAUCAGCUAUCUAACACAGCUAUUCUCUCCUGUGAGGGUCAAGGAAUUUGGCGGGGAGACAUCCCACAAUGUUUGCCUGUGUUUUGUGGUGAUCCUGGUACACCAGCAGAAGGACGCCUCAAUGGAAAAAGUUUCACCUACAGAUCUGAAGUUAGCUUUCAGUGCAGACCCCCUUUUAUUCUGAUAGGAUCUUCAAGAAGAUUCUGUCAAGCAGAUGGUACUUGGAGUGGAAUUCAGCCAACAUGCAUUGAUCCAGCUCACAAUACAUGUACAGACCCUGGUACUCCGCAUUUUGGAAUACAAAACAGUUCUAGAGGUUAUGAGGUUGGGAGCACAGUCUUUUUCAGAUGCAGAAAAGGUUAUCAUAUUCAAGGAUCUACCACCCGCUCUUGUCUUGCCAACUUAACUUGGAGUGGCAUACAGUCUGAAUGCAUUCCUCAUGCUUGCAGGCAGCCAGAGACACCGGCACAUGUAGAUGUGAAAGCAAUAGAUCUUCCUACUUUAGGGUAUACUUUGGUGUAUACCUGUCAGCCAGGAUUUUUUCUUGCUGGUGGAUCAGAACAUCGGACAUGUAAACCAGAUAUGAAAUGGACAGGAAAAUCACCUAUUUGUAAAAGUAAAGGAGUGAGAGAAGUUAAUGAAACAAUAACUAAAACUCCAGUUCCCUCAGAUGUGUUUUUUAUAAAUUCACUGUGGAAAGGGUUUUAUGAAUAUUUAGGAAAAAGACAGCCUGCUACUCUGACUGUUGAUUGGUUCAAUACUACAAGCAGCAAAGUGAAUGCCACAUUCAUUGAGGCAUCCAACAUACAACUCAAACUAUCAGGUGUUUACAAGAAAGAAGAAGCCCAUUUGCUCUUGAAAGUUUUUCAGAUUAAAGGACCUAGUGACAUUUUUGUAAGCAAGUUUGAAAACGACAACUGGGCUCUAGAUGGUUAUGUAUCCUCAGGGCUUCAAAGAGGGGUUUUUACCUAUCAAGGUGAUAUACAUGGAAAAGACUUUGGAAAAUUUAUGCUCCAAAGACAAGGUCCUUUAAGUGCAGACACAGACCUUUCAAAUCACUACUACGGUACAAACAGCAGUUCCGUUGCAGCUGCCAUCCUGGUACCAUUCUUUGCUCUAAUAUUAUCAGGGUUUGCAUUUUACCUCUACAAACACAGAACAAGACCAAAAGUACAGUACAAUGGGUAUGCUGGACAUGAAAACAGUAAUGGACAGGCUUCAUUUGAAAAUCCCAUGUAUGACACAAACUUAAAACCCACAGAGGCAAAGGCUGUGAGGUUUGAUACGACUCUGAACACAGUUUGUACAGUGGUAUAGCCUUCAGUGCCCAAUAUGACUGAUUCAUAGCCAUACCUCUGAUGGACAAGCAGUAAUUCCUUUGGUGCCAUAUACCAGUUUCCCUUCUUCUCUUGGCUUUGCUGCUGUAAUCUUUAACAUCUUCUGUCAGCCUACAUGCAGCUAAAUUUUCUGGUAAAAACGUGUCAGUCUUCUGGGGAUCAGACAAAGAAUAUUUUUUCAUCUCUUUAAGAUGGAUCAAAAUGCCUGGCUGCAUCUGCUUCAAAUCAAGGCACACUUUAAGGAAGACUGCCGAGUCAUGCCAAUUUGUCAUAUUUAAUGCCUCAGACUUUCAUAUUUGUAUGUGGCUGGAUGCCUUUCAAUGCAUUCUUCUGGGCACUUGGAUAAAUCCUGAGUACUGUGACAAGUGAUAGCACCACAGAUUAUCCCCGGGAAUAUUCUGAAGAAAUAAAGCUCUCUUGAAGGAGAAGACAACCUUCCUUGAGAUUACAUACACCUGCAAAUGCUUUACCAUUGAAAUCUUGCUAAAAUUAAAGAAACGUACAGUGUAUCUCAUACGUAGGGCAGUUUACCAAUUUCCCAAUCAGCCGUUAUAUUGCAAAAUGUUAAUGCACAAUUUUUUUGCACUAGAGUGUUAUGGAUGACUGAGUAAGAUACUGGUAAAAAUAUACAGGGUUUCUACACACUUUCCAUUGUAUAUAGACAUUCACUCACUCUUUGCCAAGCAAAACAUUCCACAAUAAAUUUACUUGGAAUAUUAAAUUAUGAGCCCCAUGCUUAGCACCAGUUAAAAUCUUGUGCGAUAGAGGACAAUAUUUCUUUUGUCAAUUUUUGACUAAAUUUUAUUGUAAAUGUGAUUACAAGUCACUGGAGACUUUCAGCCAGAGCAAGAGCCCAUUUCUAAGAAACUUUCAUUGCCAGUAUUGUUUUCUUCUGAAACCAGUCAUCAAUCACCAUUGUCAGUAUCAUACUAUUUAACAGCAGGGGGGUUAGCAGCUACUGCUGCUUGCCAUGUACAAAUGUGAAUAGUAAUUUAUUUUAGAUAGCUCAUAAAAAGCCUGUGAGCCUGUGCUCAUAAUACAGUCUUCCCUUUUGCAUUUUUUUCCAUUUUUUCCUGUAAUAUGACAUCAUUUUCUGAUGUUACAUGGAACUAAAACACAUAACAGUAGCAUAUGUAAACCCAGUGCAAAUUGUCUAUAACAAGCUGUCAUUCAGUUUCUACUUUGAACAAAUAGAAAUAUUCAACUAUCUUUGCUUUCUGUUUCUUUUCAGAUUUUUUAAACACACUGCUUACUGCUUUUGUACUUACACAGUUUGACAGAGGAAGUUCGAUAUUUGUAAAUAUGAAUGGUUGAGUAAAUCAUUAACAUUUGCUUAGAAUUAGAGGUUUUAUUGAAUAAAAACAAACAAACAAACAAAAGAUGCCAUUGGGCAGAUUAAUUAAAUUGAGUUUUAAAAUUAGGAAAUUACAGGAAAUAAUGAAGCAAAAUCUGAUUUUAGUCAUACACGUUGAGCUCAGAAACCAGGAAAGUUGCUUUGCUUUUCUUUAAAAUUCAGGCUUGGUUUUUGUUGUUGUUGUUUUGUUUUAGUUUGCUGAAUUUCAAACUGUCCUAAUGUCCAGUUGCAAUCAAAAACUGUAGAAAAAUGUUUCUGAACUCCAUCUGUGUGUAGGUCUGGCUGUUAUACACAAACCAAAAAGGUAAUGUAAACCCAUUAACGUUUUUUUCAGCUAAUGUUGCAGAACGCAAAGAAAAUUUCAAAGGUAACCCUUGGUCAGCUUAACAAAUCUACAUCUGUUAGAUGAAAAAUACCAGCAAUAUAAUACAGUAUUGUAGGGCCUCCAGCUGUUAUAUUCUUCAUAUGAGCAAGAAACUCUGAAGAAAAUUUAAUAAAUAAUCCUUUCCAGUCA
Molecule: messenger RNA, 12949 nt
Organism: Harpia harpyja (harpy eagle)
Lineage: Eukaryota; Metazoa; Chordata; Aves; Accipitriformes; Accipitridae
Gene: CSMD1
Product: CUB and Sushi multiple domains 1
Exons: 70
Coding region: 385-11061 (3558 amino acids)
Source: RefSeq, a predicted model, not a curated record